AUGGAUAACCGCAAACUAAGCAUGUGCGAAAAGGUGAAGACGCGGAAGUACACUCGUUUGAACCGAGUAAGCACGAAGGCGCUGAUGAAGAGCAUGUUCGGACUGGAAAGCGUCGUCCAAGGACGAAUCAAGUUGCUGCUGCGUGGCAAGAAAGUCGGCUUUGCCAUAGAUGCAUGGACUGAGGAAGGCAUGCAUUUCGUGGCAGUCAUCGGUGUAACUGGGGCCGACAAGUAUCUGUUGUGCUUUUCGACUCUGACGGGCGAGUCGGACAUGGGGUCAGACGUGAUUAUCGAGUUGCUUGACGACGUGUUAGACACGUACGAAAUUCAUGCCUCUCAGCUCUGCUUCUACGUGAUCGAUCACGCGUCCGUAAAUGUAGCAAUUGCAAACAAGACACUGGUUCCAAUGAUAGGGCGUGCUAGCCACCGAUUCAACUUGGCCGUCCAAGCCCUCAUGCGCGAGGACGACGAUAUAUUGGAUAAAGUCCAUGCGCUCAUGGUCAAGUUGAACACGAUCAAGAACCGGCAUCAUCUCCGCGAGGCAGACGCCCUCAUGCCUGUCUACCGUAAUACAGCACGCUGGAGCAGCACGUUCUCCAUGAUCGACCGCUAUUUUCGCAUCUAUUCGAAGUUGGACCGCAUCGACGACCAAUUGGCGGGCUUCAUUCCCACCCCACGAGAGAAUGUCCGGUUGAAGGCUCUAUAUGAAGACCUCAAGAACUUGGGGAGUGUGAACAAGAAGCUACAAACGACGAUGGUGUCUCUGCUUGAUGUGCGGGCUCUGUUUGACCAUGUCAUCAAGCAUUACCCUGGUACGGACCUGUAUCUGUCACCUACGGCCUCGUUGGUCAAGUUUCCCGACUUCGAGAACGGUAUCGUUAAGCUUAUGGCUGGCAAAGAGAAUACCCUGACGAGAGGGGAACGAGCAGCUGUAGUAAAGCUCCAACAGACCACCGAUACUGUGGCGACGAAUUCGCAAGAGGAAGGCGGAGAUGGCCAUCAAUCCUUGCCGAGGUUGCGUUAA
Phytophthora nicotianae INRA-310 is the source of this 1023-nucleotide messenger RNA. RefSeq lists its product as hypothetical. The transcript has a single exon. The coding region runs from base 1 to 1023 and encodes 340 amino acids. The record is from RefSeq and is a predicted model, not a curated record. Lineage: Eukaryota; Oomycota; Peronosporomycetes; Peronosporales; Peronosporaceae.